AUGGAUCGCGCAAGGAAGCGCGAACUGCGCACUUUGAACGAAAAGGCCUGGGAUGGCGAAUCUAACUUGUUCCCUGUUGCAAAGACUCUCGAUUCGUCUCUCAAGAAGAAUACCGCUUUCAUUAAACGACUGCGAACAGCCAUCACCGCCGCUACCCUCAGUACCUUCCUCCAGGAAAUCCGAACUUUGAGCCUACACAAGUACCUUUCCGAGAUCAUAUCUGCUUGCUAUGAGGGGCUAUGCCGACUCAAGUCGCCUGGCGAGAUCGAGGCCGGCGUGGAGAUUGUCAGUGCUCUCCAUCAGCGAUUUGGUCCUCACGAGUUUACGGAAUACUUAGCUUGGCUUCUCGGAAAAGGGAUGGCAACUCCGGAUAAGGGUAUCCUCAAAGCUCUGGCACUAGAGGUUCGUGAGAAAGAAGAGAAGGAGCGCAUCACAAGACAACGCGCACUGCUUCGUGUAGUGACCGAGUUGUGGCUUGUUGGCGUCAUCAGGACCCUUGACGAUGUCAGCAAGCCCGACGAUGCAACAAAAGGAGCCGCAGGCAAGAUCCCCGAACUGAAGACCCGAACGAACAAAGGCACCGGCGCGGAACCGUUCCCUCUCGAAGUACUUAAGGAUUUGCUUGGACACGACCGCGAACAUGCCAACCUUCCGCUUCUUGUCAUCUUUGUCAAGUCAUUCAGCUGGGAUAUCCUUGGGGUAAAACCAACAGGCGCUGAUGGCCGAAAGACAGUAGAGGAAGAUGGCACUACUGAAGGAAACGAAGCCGAGGAUGGCAAUGGUGGAAAUGAGGCGUCUCCUGACGCAGAUCAGCCUUUUACCGAACCCGAAAUGCGUGAUCGAUUCAGAAGCAUAUUGAAGAAGUAUUUUGAUGAUGUUAAGGGCCAUAUCACUCGGGAUCAGAAGUCGAUACAGUCGCAAGCUCGACGUAAUGCCGAAGUAUAUGUGAAGUCUGGUGAAGUCUUUGAAGACCGACAGGCGAACUAUGAGAAGCAGGUCAAGGCUCAAGAACGCCUCGUCUCCAACGCACAGGUUAUUGCGGACGCAAUUGGGGCCGAAAUGCCGGACCUCAAAGACUCAGAUGAUUCAUUCGCCGCUUCCAACGGGUCUAUCGGUCUCGUCAAAACUGGCGAUUAUCUUCGUUCCAUGGGAGAUGGUGCCGGAAUCUGGGAGGAUGAAGAUGAGCGACGCUUUUACGAAAAUCUGGUUGAUCUUAAAGGCAAGGUGCCAGCUAUUUUACUGGAGGACGGCAAAAAGAAGAAGACAGACACGGACGAACAAGUUGGGAAGAAGGCAGACCCAUCCGAGGCCUCGGAAGCCCCCAAGACUGCCGAGACUGCUGAUGACCAGUCCACAUCUAUCGCUAACCGAACCAUUGGAGCGCAAGUCGAUGCUCUGCUUGCGCGUCUACCAGAGUUGACCAACAAGGACAUCGCAGACCAGACAGCUAUCGAUUUCUGCUUCCUGAAUUCCAAGGCUUCUCGCAACCGACUGGUGAAGGCCCUGACGGAAGUUCCAAAGGGCCGUAGCGACUUACUCCCGUCAUGGUCUCGCCUUGUGGCGACUUUGGGUCGAUAUAUGCCAGAUGUUCCAAAAGGCCUGGUCGAUUACCUUGAUGCGGAAUUUCGAAGCCUUCAACGACGAAAGGAAAAGGACUUCUUGGGACAAGUCCGUCUGAGCAACAUACGGUAUCUUGCUGAGUUGACAAAAUUCGGCAUUGUGCCCGAGCAUGUUGUCUUUCAUUGUCUGAAAGUCAGCCUCGAUGACUUUUCACGCAUGAACAUUGAGAUCUUGUGCAACCUCAUUGAGAACUGCGGCCGGUAUCUCCUUCGAAACCCUGAAACAGCUCCUCGUAUGACGAGUUUUCUUGAAACUCUGCAGCGCAAGAAGUCCGUCCAGCAUAUUGGACAACCAGAGCGGAUGCUCAUCGAUAACGCUGUUUACUACGUCGACCCACCAGAGCGUUUAGCUAUCGAGCAGAAGGAACGCACUCCCAUGGAGCUAUUUGUUCGCAAAAUGAUCUAUGUUGAUAUGACAAAGAGAAAUUACAGCAAGAUCUUGAAGCAGAUUCGAAGGCUCCACUGGGAGGAGACAGAGGUUGUCGCCAUCUUGGAGAAGGUGUUCUCAAAGCCUGGAAAGGUCAAGUACGGAAACGUUCACCUUCUUGGUAUCUUGCUCAGCGCGCUCUAUCGCUACCAUCCUGCCUUUGUGGUCAAGGUUAUCGAUAACGUGAUCGAGUCUAUGACGUUUGGUCUCGAGCAGAAUGAUUAUAGGUUCUAUCAGCGACGUAUUGCCGAAGUCAAGUAUCUUGGCGAGCUUUAUAAUUACCGUAUGCUUGAACAUCCUGUUAUCUUUGACACCAUGUACAAGAUUAUGACAUUCGGAUAUGGCGGCCCACCUGUUCCUGGUAAAUAUAUUCCACUCGAUCCUCCCGAUGACUUCUUCCGCAUCCGACUUGUAUCUACAAUGCUGGAAACCUGCGGCAUGUUCUUCAACCGCGGAGCAGCGGGCAAGAAGUUGGAUUACUUCCUUUCAUUCUUCCAGUAUUACAUCUUCACUAAAGUGUCCCUGCCAAUGGAUAUCGAGUUUUUGGUUCAAGACACAUUUGCUCUGACUCGGCCACAAUGGAAACUUGCCACAAGCUUGGAUGAGGCCGUAAAAGCCUUCCAACUUGCCGUUGCUCAAGACCAGAAGUCGGCAGGCGUUGACAAGGGAAUCGACGUGGAUGAUGCCACAAGCGAUGCUUCGUCGGACGAUGACAACGUGGACAAUGAUGAAGAUGGCGACGACAACGAAGACAGUGCUUCUGAGGAAGAGGAGGCAGAGGACGUAGAGGAAGAUUCCGACGACGACAGUACCUUUGACGAGGAAGCCAUCGUAGUCACUCGACAAGAGGAGGAAGUUGACCCUGAGGAUGAGGCUGAUUUUGAGCGCGAGUAUGCCAAGAUGAUGGCUGAAAGUCUCGAGUCGCGCAAGUUUGAGCGCAAGCAGCUCUUUGAUGUGCCACUUCCAGUUCGGUCCAAACAUCGCGAGGCCACAUCAACAGAGGGAGGCGAAGGAGAAUCUCCUCCUGGCCAUACUAUGGCGUUCUCCUUAUUGACGAAGAAGGGCAACCGCCAGCAGACACGGACGGUCGAACUGCCCUCCGAUUCUACCUUUGCUAUUGCAAUGAAGAACCAGCAACAGGCUGAAAGGGAGGAACAACAGCGCAUCAAGAAUUUGGUGCUCAACUAUGAUCUUCAGCAGAAUGAAGACCAGGAUGGUGGUACAGACCCUCAACCCACACAAAUUCAUCACAACACCGAUAUUCACACAUUAAUUCAGGCAACGAACGACCGGCGACGUUCUACCACAAUCGGUUGGAGAGAUCGAACAAGGAUAAGAGCCAAAGAUCUCGUAAACUCCAACUGA
Fusarium fujikuroi IMI 58289 is the source of this 3411-nucleotide messenger RNA. RefSeq names its product related to regulator of nonsense transcripts. Gene Ontology annotation, molecular function: RNA binding; protein binding. The transcript is spliced from 8 exons. Gene Ontology annotation, cellular component: cytoplasm; exon-exon junction complex. The record is from RefSeq and is a predicted model, not a curated record. Lineage: Eukaryota; Fungi; Ascomycota; Sordariomycetes; Hypocreales; Nectriaceae. Gene Ontology annotation, biological process: nuclear-transcribed mRNA catabolic process, nonsense-mediated decay. Bases 1 to 3411 code for a protein of 1136 amino acids.